This is a messenger RNA of Penicillium canariense, 1944 nucleotides long. RefSeq lists its product as uncharacterized. Gene Ontology annotation, cellular component: membrane. Bases 1 to 1944 code for a protein of 647 amino acids. Gene Ontology annotation, molecular function: transmembrane transporter activity. The transcript has 9 exons. NCBI's taxonomy places the organism in Eukaryota, Fungi, Ascomycota, Eurotiomycetes, Eurotiales, Aspergillaceae. The record is from RefSeq and is a predicted model, not a curated record. Gene Ontology annotation, biological process: transmembrane transport.
AUGCUCCCUACUCACCCGGCGAGGAGAGAUGGAGGGGACCCCGGAGCCAUGAACUUGGCUACCGCGCCAGGCCCCGCGGAUUCCGGCGACUUGCAGUUGCUGGCCAAGAUGGGGUACAAGCAGGAGUUGAAACGACAGUAUUCCACGCUGCAGGUGUUUGCGAUCGCGUUUAGCAUUAUGGGCCUCGUUCCGUCCAUCGCGUCGACCCUUGCGUUUUCGCUGCCAGCUGGACCAGUUGGUAUGGUUUGGGGAUGGUUCACCGCAAGUAUCUUCAUUUUCGUGGUUGCAUUGGCAAUGUCAGAUCUGGCAUCUGCAAUGCCGACGGCUGGGGAUACACUUUCUCUAAUGAUUCUUUCCUGUGUUUCUAUCGUCCGCGACUCGGACUGGGCGGCAUCACGCGGGGUCGUUUACGCCGUUUACGUGGGACUGAUCCUCCUCCACGGACUUUCGGCUGCUCUUACAGGCCGUGUCAUGCCCACCAUCCAGACCGCCUGCAUUUACAUCAACAUUGCUCUGAUGAUCGCGACCGUGAUUGCAUUACCGGUCGGGAAAGUAGCCCGAGGUGGAUCACUUAAUUCAGGGGAUUAUGUCUUUCGCCAUAUUGACAAUGAAACCGAAUGGCCAACUGGGUGGGCAUUUAUGCUUGCGUGGCUGGCUCCAAUUUGGUCAAUCGGGUCAUUUGAUUCCUGUGUGCAUAUGAGCGAGGAGGCUAUGCAUGCCGCUAAAGCAGUGCCACUGGGGAUUAUGUUCUCUGCCGGCUCAGCAUUGGCCUUUGGAUUCUUGGUACUGUCCGUCAUGGCUGCUACAAUGAAUCCGGACGUGUCGCAAACUCUCAGCACCAAAUUUGGGCAGCCAAUGGCGCAGAUCUAUUAUGACGCGCUUGGCAAAGAUGGCGCUUUGGGCUUCAUGAUUGUGCUAUGCAUCGUCCAGUUUCUGAUUGGUCUUAGCUUGCUUGUUGCCGCAUCACGCCAGGCAUGGGCAUUCUCUCGUGACGGCGCCCUCCCAUUCUCGACCUUCUUUCGCCAUGUCAGCACACACAUUCAAUACCAGCCCGUGCGAGUGAUUUGUGGCCUGGCGGGGAUCAGUCUGGUCUUGGGCUUGCUGUGCCUGAUUAACAACGCCGCUGCGAAUGCCUUAUUCUCUUUGUUUGUUGCUAGCAACUACUUAUCCUGGGGCAUGCCGAUCUUCUGCCGUCUGGUCUGGGGCCAGGAUCGGUUCCAUCCUGGGGAGUUCUAUACUGGCCGGUUCAGCAAGCCCAUCGCGUGUAUCGCUGUCAUCUACUUACUUUUCGGUGUGGUUCUGUCCAUGUUUCCGACUGCGGGCCCGAAUCCCGAUCCACCGGACAUGAACUAUACAGUCGUCAUCAAUGCGUUUGUUUGGAUUGGGUGUAUGGUGUAUUAUUUUCUUUUUGCCAGGCACUGGUUCACUGGCCCGCGAAUGACGGUGGACGAGAACUGUGUGACUGAUUCUGACAAUACUACUGUCGCUCCUGUUCAGGCAGCGGCCUCGCUGCCUACAAAGGAAAACUGGACGGCGAUCCUCAUCAUGUCCUUCAAUGUCUACACAGCCGAAUACAUCGGUGUGCCAAACCAUGAAGCCAUCUACAUUGAAACCCAACCUGCCACCCCGAGCACGCGAGCAGAAGGUGUCCUCUAUCAUGUGACAGGAACUAUACUUCGCGGCAUGGAUUACACCCCCAGACCCACAGUGGACCCUGAACUCGAUGCUUCGCAUGUACCGGGCACCAAAAUAAAGAUUGGUACGAUCGCAAUGGAAGAUUUGGCCAGAUUUGAGAUUGAGUGCUGCCAAGCAGUUCCCCCGCCCCGUCCCCAAUUGGCUCUCGGUGGCAAACAACUGUAUCCUGGCACGCAGCUCUAUCGCUGCGGAGACUGGCUCCGCGACGUCCAGAAGCUCGCAUUCGAAAAGGGGAUCAUCAGACGGUGA